Messenger RNA from Thunnus maccoyii (southern bluefin tuna), 674 nucleotides. Its product is annotated as CMRF35-like molecule 5. The transcript has 5 exons. The record is from RefSeq and is a predicted model, not a curated record. Bases 1 to 639 code for a protein of 212 amino acids. Lineage: Eukaryota; Metazoa; Chordata; Actinopteri; Scombriformes; Scombridae.
AUGAAUAUCCACCAUGCUUUCUUCUUCUGCUUCUUAUCAGCACUGUGUGAUGGAAACACUGGUCUCGUCAAUGCAACAGUACUUGUCCACACUGAAGGAGGAAGUAUCACAGCUGCAUGUCCCUUCACUUUCUCUGGAAGAAGAAAGUUCCUCUGUAAGGGGGAAUGUAGAGAUGAAGACGUUCUGGUUCAAACAGAUGGCGACAGAGCUCAGAGGGGCAGAUACAGCAUCAUAUAUAAAGAGGGAACUUUUCCAGUGUCUUCUUCAGUUCUGUUUGUGGGCAUCACACAGCUGACCAAGUCGGACUCAGGACGGUACUGGUGCGUUUUGGAAAGACCUUUCUUUCCAGAUUCAUACAGAGAGUUUGAGAUCAGAGUUACAGAUGCUCCGGCCACUUUCCCUGAAAACCUGAAGCUGCCUGAGCAGCAGCAGAAUGAGGAGAUAACAGCUGCAGCUGCAGCUCACAGAAUUAAAGUCUCUCAUCCAGGUUACAUCCUGCCUCUGGUUGUAAGUGUCACUAUGGGUGUGCUAUUUGCUUUUGUUGUCUUCUUGUUCCUGAACAAAUGGAAGAAAAGGAAGGAUGGUUUGACCACCGUCUCACAGCAGAAACAUGAAGGUGACUUACUUCACCUCACUUGAUGUAUUUCAAUUCAGAUUUUGGAUCCAGAUUCAUG